This is a messenger RNA of Amphibalanus amphitrite, 2517 nucleotides long. RefSeq lists its product as uncharacterized. NCBI's taxonomy places the organism in Eukaryota, Metazoa, Arthropoda, Thecostraca, Balanomorpha, Balanidae. The record is from RefSeq and is a predicted model, not a curated record. The coding region runs from base 119 to 1177 and encodes 352 amino acids. The transcript has 6 exons.
ACUUGUUGCUCAUUGCUGCCUUGCCCAAUUAGCAGUGUUUGGAGGGCAUGUGACCCCAGCCUGCUAUCACAGAUAUUGGUAUUUCAUAGGCUCCAAAUUUAUAGCUGGUCCCACAAGGAUGGCAUCAGAGAAAAAAGGACAGCUUUUUAGAGAAAAUGCAGAUAUUUCAAGACUGAUCACUGGUCAUGCAGUAAAUAACACUGGUGAUAACAAGAGUGCUCUACAUGCAUAUGAGGUGGCGCUGAAGACGACGCACGACAAGUGCCAGAAGCAGGCGGAGCAGCUGCGCCAGUUGUCGGAGGAGGCGAGUCGCCAGCUGGCCGACAGGGCCGAGCUGCACGCCGAGAUCAGCCGGCUGCGCGAGUCGGCCGGCCGGCAGCGCGAGCGGGCCGGCCAGCUGCACCGCCAGCUGGCCGCCAGUCACCGCGAGAGCAGCGCGCUGCGUCACCAGGUGGCGCUGCAGCAGCGGCAGCUGAGCGCCGCCCGGCGACGCCUGCAGGAGGCCGGCCUGGCGCCACCCUCUCUGGAGCAGGCCAACCGCGGCUCCGACGAGAUGGACGUACAGCUGUCUGUAGCGGCGGCGCCGGAGCUGUGUGACGCGGAGGACCGGUCGGACUCACCGGACAUCAGCUCCAUGACGGAGGAGGAGAUCGCCCGGCGGCUGGUGCAGCUGCAGCGUGCCGGACACCAGUCGCUCCAGCAGUCCUUCGACGAGGUGCUGAGCGGCCUGCAGCGGGCGGCGGCCGUGGACGUCGCCGCCGCUCCCCGGCCGGCCCAGUUGUCCCAGGCUCUGCGGCGCAAUAACGACCUCCUGCGGCGCAGCGUGGAGAGCCUGCGCCGCCUCCAACAGUCCGGUGGUCUGGGCACGGAGCGGGCGGACAGCUCACUGCCUCCCCUGCACGAGAUCCCCCUGACGGGUAGCCCGCCGUCGGGCCGGCCGGGCACCGCCGACCGGGCGACGGGCGCGCCGUCGGGGCGGUGGCCGGACCCGGCCGCCGGCGCCGAGCCGCCCACCUGCCCCAUCUGUGGCCAGGUGUUCCGGCCGCCGGCCACGCGCCGCGAGCUCGAGGACCAUGUGUACGCGCACGUGCUGGACAUGACGGCUGAGGAGGAGGCGCUGUCGGCCGACCUGUCGCCGCCGUCCUCCGCGGCCGCCGCCGCCCGUGCCGCCGUCUAGCUGUCUGCCCGGCCGCCGCCGCCCGUGCCGCCGUCUAGCUGUCGGUCCGGUCGCCGCCGCCCGGGCCGCCGUCUAGCUGUCGGCUGUUGGUGAGUGUCGGCUGUCGUGGAGCCCCCGCCCGGGCGAGUGUCGGUCCGAUGAGUGUCGUCUGCUGUCGGCAUGACAGACUGUAUGACCGGUGCUGAUUGCAAGGGAAGCACUGGCCGAAGAUGCUCAGUGAACCCAAGCUGCCUGGUCCGUCGGGACACGCAGUGAAUAGCGCGGUAUCCGGAUUGAAAAUUCGCUUCGUGCGUUGGUGCAGUGGGCAUCAGUCUCGAAGUCAUCCGCGUGUGACCUUCGGACAGAGGCACAUCGAUAUGGUAGGUUCAGUAUUGGGCAAACGUGUGAGCGAUAGUCCUGUCCAGACCAAAGAGAUACGACGGAAAGACGGCAGUCCUAUCUGAGGGCCCGAUAGGACUAAGGUCGAAUGUAUGGAGACUGGCCGGCUGCAGUUCAUAGUGUACGCACUACGCGCAUUGAAAUUAAGGCUUGUGCGCAGAGCAAGAACCAAAUUUAUAAGAGGCUUUACACGGGUUGUCUCGUGAAUGCGUGAGGGAACGCGUAUGUUUGAGUCGGUAUACAUUCCUACUUCAUAUUGUUAUUGAAAUAGUUAUGUCUCGAGUAAUUGUGUGUGUAAAUACCGUAAUAUUUACGAAUUUGGAACUAGUGUGGGCCUGCUGAGAUACAUAUCGGCAUCAACUACAUAGUGCUAUUUUAGCAAGUCUUCACGGUACAAAUGCAGGAAGUGUUGCAUCCGUGAAUGCGUGAUGGCUAUCAAGGAGCCCUUGCGCUACUCUUUCGAGGACGGACUGCGGCCUAUUGACGUUUGGUGCCAGCGCCGUUGGUGGCUGCCGCCGCUACCGUUUCCGUUGACGAGCUCACGUCUACGGAUUGGUGCUUGGUGUGUGCGAUGCAGAGCAUUGCAUAUACGUUGUCAGCGUGCACUGGUGGAUGCCGGUAAGAUGGCCCUCCCAUUGUUCAAGGAUCCGUCCUAAUCCGUAAGAAGUAUGUCUGGCUGGGACUGCGCAACUGCGUGUAAGGCCGAAUAUCUAUUUUUAUAACCAGGAACGUCAUUAUCGUGUAGUUCCACACCUGGAUCGGUGCAGCCUCGGCAUGUCGUAUUUAUUAUUUCUACUUGUAAGAUGUAUUGUUCACUGAGUACACGUUUUCCAUACGGAUUUACAAUUAUACUGUGCUGUUUUGGCAUUCUCUUGGUGGUGUACUCUGUGAUUGUAGACUCUUUUAAGACGGGAUGCCUGCCUCAUAUGUAUCUAUUAAUCAGUUAAUAAACUGUCUCGGUA